AUGGGCGAGGCGCGUCGCAUCAUAACGCCAGUCCUGGAAGCCAGGCGUGCUGAAAAUUUACAAGCCCUACCGAAUAGUCAGACCGCCAAGAAAUACAACGAUGCCAUGGAAUGGGUGGAGGAGUCCGCCAAGGGCCGCAAGUAUGAUCCCGCAGUAGGGCAAAUAGCGUUUUCCGUCGCGGCCAUUCAUACUACUAGUGACAUGAUGACGCAGUUGAUUUAUGAUUUGUGCGGAAAGGAUGACCUCGUCAAGGCCCUGCGAGACGAGGUCAUUACCGUUUUAUCUGAAGACGGUUUGCGAAGGACAUCACUGUACAAGCUCAAGUUAAUAGAUAGCACGAUGAAGGAGAGCCAACGGUUGAAACCCAUGAGUAUUGUAUCCAUGCGGCGCGUGGCAACCAGCCAUAUCUCUUUGUCCGAUGCGACGGAGAUCCCCAAGGACACUUCUAUCAUGAUUUCGGCACAUAACAUGUGGGACGAAUCUGUGUACCCCAACGCAAAGGAGUUCGAUCCGUAUCGCUUUCUGUAUGACUUUAAGCUUGCAGAAGCUGAACGACCCGAACAUGAAAGGUAG
Metarhizium robertsii ARSEF 23 is the source of this 573-nucleotide messenger RNA. RefSeq names its product Cytochrome P450 CYP68Z1. The transcript is spliced from 3 exons. The record is from RefSeq and is a predicted model, not a curated record. NCBI's taxonomy places the organism in Eukaryota, Fungi, Ascomycota, Sordariomycetes, Hypocreales, Clavicipitaceae. Gene Ontology annotation, molecular function: iron ion binding; heme binding; oxidoreductase activity, acting on paired donors, with incorporation or reduction of molecular oxygen. The coding region runs from base 1 to 573 and encodes 190 amino acids.